CAUAAGCCCCGCCCCGCGCCACGUCCCGCUCGGGCUUCGCUCCCGAUCCCGAUCCUAAUCCCGGUCCCGGCCCGGCCCCGCCCCGCCGGGCCAUGGCGUUCACGCUGUACUCGCUGCUGCAGGCCUCGCUGCUCAUCGUGAACGCCGUGGCCGUGCUGCACGAGGAGCGCUUCCUGCGGCACGUUGGCUGGGGAACUGACCAAGGGAUUGGAGGAUUUGGAGAGGAACCAGGAAUUAAAGCACAGCUGAUGAACCUUAUUCGAUCAAUACGAACUGUCAUGAGAGUGCCAUUAAUAGCACUGAACUCCAUUACCAUCGUUCUCCUCCUUUUGUUUGGCUGAAGACACCUCGUGAAAAUCCUCUGGACAUCCAAAGAAGCCAGUUGCUGACCAUCACUGCUCUGAGUUUUCUGGGAUCCAGCACGGUUUAGCUCUCAAUUCGACAUCCAACUUAAAAUAAUAAAGACACUAUUUCUAUUCAUCCUAUUUCCCCAUGUUCCCUUUCAGUUUCAUUAACCAAGAUCACGGGGAUCAAUGCAACAAUGCUGCAAAUAUGUUGGACUGUGACAAGUUCUGUUGCUUCCUGUUCAUAGUGUUGAUGUCAUAGAAUAUUGCAGUGACUGUUAAUAUAAGAUGCAGUUUUUAAAUGUCUCGUUACUCAGGGAUGAAUUUCCUUCAGUACGCUUUCCAAUUUGUUUUUAAAUUGAGGAAAACAGCAAUGUUUUGGUGUGGGUUUUUGUUUUUUUUUUUUAUUUCAGUUACUACCACACGUUGUCAAGAAUAUGAACACGUUACCAAGAAUUCAAGUUCGCGUUAUAGGGGACUGAAGUCCAGUUGUGAUAUGGAGAUAAAACCAGCUGGGUAAAGUUCCCAUUCUGGCUCACAUUGAAAGUUGAAUUUUCCUGGUUUGAUUGAGGACAGGAUUUUUCUCUUCAAAUCUCUUCAGUAGUUCAUGCUGAUGGUAAAGUCAGCAUGUUGAAAAUAGGUGCAGUUGUUGUGCAAAAUCAAAAAAAAAAAAAAGAAAAAAACCCACCUGUAUCUGAAG
Molecule: messenger RNA, 1044 nt
Organism: Corapipo altera (White-ruffed manakin)
Lineage: Eukaryota; Metazoa; Chordata; Aves; Passeriformes; Pipridae
Gene: IER3IP1
Product: immediate early response 3 interacting protein 1
Exons: 3
Coding region: 93-341 (82 amino acids)
Biological process (GO): endoplasmic reticulum to Golgi vesicle-mediated transport
Cellular component (GO): COPII-coated ER to Golgi transport vesicle; endoplasmic reticulum membrane; Golgi membrane
Source: RefSeq, a predicted model, not a curated record